This is a messenger RNA of Homalodisca vitripennis (glassy-winged sharpshooter), 1621 nucleotides long. Its product is annotated as putative inorganic phosphate cotransporter. The transcript is spliced from 9 exons. The record is from RefSeq and is a predicted model, not a curated record. Gene Ontology annotation, molecular function: transmembrane transporter activity. Gene Ontology annotation, cellular component: membrane. Gene Ontology annotation, biological process: monoatomic anion transport; transmembrane transport. The coding region runs from base 237 to 1616 and encodes 459 amino acids. NCBI's taxonomy places the organism in Eukaryota, Metazoa, Arthropoda, Insecta, Hemiptera, Cicadellidae.
UAACUUACUUCAUACUGUAACAAAUUAAUUAAUAUUAACAGAAAUACACCAAUACGGAAAAUACGUUUAGAAUAUAGCGUUUUAAAUAUUUAGUACACAUUAUAAUUCAGAAUAAAGUAAAAGAGUCCAACUCAAAAACAAUAUAUCAUAACUGACAAUACACAGUGAUAAAUCAGCAUUGAACAAAUCUCACAGGCUGCGUACAUGUUCCCCAACGAUUUCUCGUGUGUUGGCUGAUGUUUGCUGGAUGCGUUAUACCUAUCAUGGACCGCCAGAUAUACUUCCAGGCUAUGCGCACUAUGUACGUCGCUACUCCGACGGAACAGUCCAAGAGCGAAUGUCCUGUCAUGAUUAAAAGGCGUAAACCUUACGAUUCUUUCCAGAACAGGUUCCACUGGGACGUGAACUUAGUGAGAGCAAUUACCCAAGCGUCCUACAUAGGGUUUCUCAUCUCCAACGUGCCGGCAGGUUAUCUGGCAGACCACUACGGUGGACGUGGGGUGUUGGGCGCAGGGGUGCUGAUGGGCUCUAUGGCCACCUUGAUGUUGGCCAUUUUCGCUGUCCACGGAGUUGUGCCAUUGCUCAUCACCAGACUUGUCCAGGGUAUCGGUCAGGGUUUGGUGUUUUCCAGUACCCACUCAUUGAUAGCUCAAUGGGCGCCAACCUCGGAAAGAGCGAGAUUUGUUGGUAUUGUUCGUUCAGGAGGCAGCCUAGGAUGGGGUCUGGGAUAUGUGCUGUCAUUUAUGUUCAAAGAUAAAUGGAAGAUGCCGUUUUACGUGACCGGAGUACUGGGUCUGAUCUGGUUCUUUGUUUGGUACCACUUUUGUAAGAGCAAGCCCAGCCAGAGCGCCUACAUCAAGGACACUGAACUGCAGUACAUUCUGGACAACAGAGAGGGUAUGGCAGAUCAGAUUCCAAAGAGAUAUCUCCAACUCCCGUUGAAAGCAGUGUUCUCGUCCCGUCCAGUGUGGUCUCUUCUGUUCAUCAACUGGGCAUUUUGUUAUGUUCACUACACGAUGACGAAUCAGGCCAAGUGGUACGCCGUCAGUGUUUUGAGGCUCACCGACGAUUUAACCGAUGUCUUAGUAUUUGCUCAUGGUUUUGUUUUGCCCAUCUCUACAAUAUUCUGGGGUUUCGUAAGCGAUUACCUGGUAAACCAAGAGUACAUGACUCGCACAGUCAACCGGAAGGUGUUCGGAGUAACGAGCAAUAUGAUGGUGGCUCUCGGCCUCCUUUUUAUCCCCUUGGCAGGCUGCAGUGGCAUCACAGUUGUUUCGAUCCACGUAAUUCUAAGCUACAUCCGAGGAAUCUUCUUCUCCACCGUGUACGCCAACCCGAUAGACCUAAGUCCAAGAUACGCUGGGCUGAUCAUGGCACUCCUUAAUUCCACAGGAAAUGUUACUGCACUCUUCUCCAGGGAAAUGGUCUCUGUCAUAGACGAACCCAGUGAUGUCUUUAACUGGUGGUUCGUGUUCCUGUUAAUGGUUGGACAGUUGGCAAUCAUGUCUCCGCCCUACCUAUGCCUUGGAUCGGGAGAAGUUCAACACUGGAAUCUCCCUGCGAGACGCAGUGUUUACCCUCAGGCCCCUGAAGCUGUUCCAGACAACAACAUGUAACAUUA